Messenger RNA from Galleria mellonella (greater wax moth), 1281 nucleotides. Its product is annotated as aldo-keto reductase AKR2E4-like. Bases 26 to 1084 code for a protein of 352 amino acids. The record is from RefSeq and is a predicted model, not a curated record. The transcript has 9 exons. NCBI's taxonomy places the organism in Eukaryota, Metazoa, Arthropoda, Insecta, Lepidoptera, Pyralidae. Gene Ontology annotation, molecular function: oxidoreductase activity.
UGACCGCAAUCCCGCGUCCAUUUUAAUGCGUACUUACUCAAUAACAAGACGUAGUUACAAGAUGUUCCUCUUUUGGUUAACUUUAACUAUUUUAUUCAGAAAUGCGUUAUGUGAUGAGAAAGAUGGCGGCGUCGCGCCCAGGGUACUCCUGAACGAUGGGAACACCAUACCGUCGCUUGGUCUCGGAACAUUCCUUGGUUUCGACGAAAACGGCCAAAAAGCAGUUAAGGACGGCGAGGUUGAACGUCCAGUAACAUGGGCUCUUCAAAGUGGAUACAGAAUGUUGGACACAGCGGCCGCGUAUUUAAACGAGGAACAAAUAGGGAAUGCAAUACGCAAGUCGUCGAUACCCAGGGAAAACAUUUUUGUCGUCACCAAGUUAGCGUCCAACAAACAAAGAGAUGUCGUGUCUGCCAUCAAGGAAUCGCUGUCACGUCUGAAUCUAACUUACGUGGAUUUAUACCUAAUACACAAUCCUGUCGCUUUCAAGCCAGACCAUAGUGGAUUCGACGUCAUAGACUAUUUAGACACGUGGAAGGGAAUGGAAGAGACGCAACGUUUAGGUCUAACCAAGUCUAUAGGUCUGUCUAACUUCAAUAUCAGUCAGAUUGAAAGGGUUCUAGCCAAUUGUGUGAUAAAGCCAUCUGUUUUACAGGUGGAGGUCAAUCUAAAUCUAGCUCAAAAUAAAUUAAUAGACUUCUGCAAAGCACAUAACAUUGCGGUUAUGGCAUACACACCGUUCGGUGCGCUGUUCGAUGCCGGCGACGUACCGCCACCGCCGCGGGUCAACGACCCCAUACUUAUCAAAAUGGCGGACAGAUACAAUAAAACAACACCGCAAAUUGUUUUGAGAUAUUUGGUCCAAAGAGGUGUUAUACCUAUACCCAAAUCAGUAAAUAAGGAACGGAUCGAACAAAACAUUGACGUGUUUGACUUCGCAUUGACUGCUGAAGAUAUGGAGACAUUAGGCAAAUUCAACAAGGAUUAUCGCACUGUACAUCCUAGCUUUUGGCAGGAACACCCGUAUUACCCAUUUGAGAAGGUCGACAAGCCCGCACCAGACUUGUUCAAGCCGAAAAAUUGAUUUUACUAUACACAAGCUUAUAUAAAUCUUUACAAAGGUGGCGCCACUGUACCACAACAUAAUUAACAGACAGCAGAAUAUAGUCAUUAAAAAUAUAUAGGCAAAAAGUCACUUAAAUAUUGGUAGUUAUUAAUUUAUUCCCAAUUAAAAAAGGCAAAGGAACUAAACCAUACAGCCUGAUCUUUAGAGAGCGAGUU